Pomacea canaliculata is the source of this 1823-nucleotide messenger RNA. RefSeq lists its product as uncharacterized. NCBI's taxonomy places the organism in Eukaryota, Metazoa, Mollusca, Gastropoda, Architaenioglossa, Ampullariidae. Gene Ontology annotation, biological process: mannosyl-inositol phosphorylceramide biosynthetic process. Gene Ontology annotation, molecular function: mannosyltransferase activity. The transcript is spliced from 5 exons. The record is from RefSeq and is a predicted model, not a curated record. Bases 68 to 1312 code for a protein of 414 amino acids.
UCGAGUGAGUAGCAACCAAGCGAGUAGCAGUCAAGUGAGUAACAUAAACAUUGUGGACUGGAGGUGUAUGGCCGCCACACAGUGCAGUAGUACAGACUGCGGUGUAAACAAAUCCUGUCCAGAAGAAUUAUUGAUCCUGAUAGAAAUUCCGACAUUCGAAUUUUUUAUCAUUCUGCGCACGCAUAACAUGCUUUUAUUUGGCCUCGGAAGGUGGUUUUUUUACCGCCGCAAAUCAAAUAUCUUCAGAGGCCGUGCUUUUUUAUUGGCUGCCUUGGUUCUGGUUAUCUUCCUUGUCAACAGACUUCCGCUUCCGAUUUACCGAUUUUUCUCUUCCCUUACCUUGCUGAGAUGCAGGUAUCAGCUCGUUCAAGACGAUUUCUUCAACAACAUGCCGAUUCCCGAGGACCCACUGCUGUUGCCCUUCCCUGAGUUCAACACGUCGAGCCUUCCAAAAGAGGGCGACGCCAUGAUGCAGAAAAGAAUUCACCAGAUCUUUAUGUCAGAGCAGAUACCUAUCGUCUAUGAGUCAACAAUCAAAUCAUGGAUGGUGCACCACCCGGACUGGGAGUACAGGUUGUGGACACCUCAGCGACUGGAAGAGCUGCUGCAAGUCAAGUACCCUCAUUUCGUCGAUACCAUCAACCUUUAUGUCCUGGACAGCCAGAGGGCCAGUCUCCUGCGCUUUCUGGUGCUGCUGGAGUUCGGCGGCCUCUUCCUGGAGCUGAACAUGCACAGCCUGCGCUCCCUCAAUCCCCUCACCUACCAGUCCUCCUGCUUCCUUGUCAUGGAACCUUACGAGACCUCCGUGUCUGAUGCCACUUUCUUCGGGAUGUUCAGCGACCACUUCAUCGGCUGCAGAGCCCACCAUCCUUAUCUGAAGGCUUUGCUGGUGAAGCUGCAGUACCUGCGGUACUUUGAGAGUUUCGACAGACCCAUCGCCUACUACAUGCACUUCGUGUACACCAUGUACGCUGGAGCGCACGUCACCUUCAGUCCCACGCACCCCAACUACGUCCUCCUGAUGACCCCUUACCCCGUGUUUCCCUUCUCUGAUCCCACCAGGCACGAAGCCCUGUACCGGACAUGCGCAGAUAACUACGUCUAUUUGUCUCCCUCACACAAGCGGGUGUGUCAGCAUCUCAAGAGGCAGAAGCCACUCCAACAGCGGCUGGCAUCAGCCUUUGCUUUGCGUCAGCCAUGUCCCCUCUUAAGUGUCAACCGACUUUGGGCUGUUCCUUCCAUGCACAUCCGGGCUAUUGUACCCAAGAUCAACAUGACAUUUCGUAUUCGAGGUUCCAACGACUACAUCUAGGACUACUAGCUUAUCUACAGUUGCUAGCUUCACCAGCUGGCAACAAUGGGAAAUAGCUAGAGACAGAGGAGAGGGAAGGGAUGGGUGAUCAAGUGUUGGUGAGGGGAGGGAUGCUCGGUUGGGAGAGUGAAAAAGUGUGAGAAAAAGUGUGUUUGAUUUUCAAUGUUUCUUUUUUUCUGUAGAAUAAGGUAGUCGUAUUAGUUCACUGGGGCGUGGCCACUCCGAUUCUAUUUCUUUGAAAUGAUAUUAAUUAAAAUCAUAUCAAUAUAUCAUUUAAUAGUAGUAAUCUUAGUGUCAGAAACACCUUGUCAGUUUUGUUUAAAAGGCAACAUUUAAACAAAAUUUAUUUAAAUACAUUUAUUUUAUUUUAUCUUUGUACUUAAAAUAAACAAUAUUUUCUUACUACAAAUGGGUCUAACCCCGUAAAAGUGGAAACGUUUUCAUGAGACCAGUUACAAUGAUUGAUGGAAAAAAAAUAUAAGUACAUUUUUAUCAAUCUUUGAAAAAAAAA